Exophiala viscosa is the source of this 1767-nucleotide messenger RNA. RefSeq names its product acyl-CoA dehydrogenase/oxidase. Gene Ontology annotation, molecular function: flavin adenine dinucleotide binding; acyl-CoA dehydrogenase activity. The coding region runs from base 282 to 1610 and encodes 442 amino acids. Gene Ontology annotation, biological process: fatty acid beta-oxidation using acyl-CoA dehydrogenase. The record is from RefSeq and is a predicted model, not a curated record. Gene Ontology annotation, cellular component: cytoplasm. Lineage: Eukaryota; Fungi; Ascomycota; Eurotiomycetes; Chaetothyriales; Herpotrichiellaceae. The transcript is spliced from 8 exons.
AAUACGUAAGUGCACUGAACGUAAAUUUGACUUUGACCAUGAGUGGUGCGGAUCCUGCCCAUUUCUAGCUUUACACGAGAAAUUCUUCCAUUUCUUGGAAGACUCCCCAGGCCGGAAAACAUUACCCACCCUGGCGGCUUCAACGGGCACGUGUGGACGGCUGUUUAUCAAGGUAUAGCAUUAUCUCGUCGAGUCAGAAUCCCAGCUUAUGAACACUGUACGCCUCUGCCGUAGCCGAGAGACGUACCUCACGUCCUUAACCGUAUAGAUUUUGCUCCAAGAUGGAUCUCCUCCGUAUACCGUCCACCGUUACCGACCGAAUUCGACCCUACGCCCGAGAGACCUUGGCCAAACUGAAAAGAUUUGUCGAAGAGGACUGUGUACCCGCCGAUGAUGUGUUUGAGAGCCAGCUGGGCUGGAACCCAGAAGAGAGGGCUAGAACAAUCCCUCCGAUCCUCAACGAAUUGAAGAAGAAAGCCCGCGAGCUAGGUCUGUGGAAUCUGUGGCUGCAUUCACACUAUGAGGGCGGGGCCGGCUUCACAAAUCUGGAGUAUGCUCUCAUGUGCGAGACAAUGGGCAGAAGCCGGAUUGCACCGGAGGCCACGAACUGCAGUGCACCAGACACAGGAAAUAUGGAAGUACUAGCCAAAUAUGGGACGAAGGAGCAGAAGGAGCAAUGGCUAAAGCCGUUAUUGGAGGGGGAGAUCAGAUCCUCGUUUGUGAUGACCGAAAGGCAGCAAGCUUCAUCGUAUGCGAAAAAUGUUUCAAUGUCAAUGCGGCGCGAAGGUGAUGAGUACGUGCUGAAUGGAACGAAAUGGUGGAUCAGCAGUGCUGCGGAUCCUAGAAACAAAUUGUGGAUCGUCUUUGCCAAAUCUAACCCGGGCGAACCCGACGAGAACAAGCAGCACAGCGUGAUCCUCGUCAGUCCGCAAUCUCCUGGUGUCAAGAUCUUACGAACACUCCAUGUGUACGGCUUUGAUGAUGCGCCGCUCAACCACUGCGAGGUCGAGUUGAGGUCUGUUCGCGUACCUCUCUCGAACAUCAUUCUUGGUGAAGGCCGUGGAUUUGAAGUUAUGCAAGGCCGCAUGGGUCCAGGGCGUAUUCACCACUGUAUGCGUGCCAUUGGGGGCGCAGAACGAGGAUUGGAAUACAUGAUUGCACGCGCUAACAGUCGUCAAAUCAACGGAAAUCCCCUUUCCAAUCAAGGUGUUAUUGCAGAUUGGAUUGCUCGGUCACGGAUCGAGAUUGAUGCUGGGCGAAUGCUUGUGCUCGACGCAGCUGACAAGAUCGAUCGGGGCAAUGCAAAGCUUGCUAUGGCAGAAAUUGCGAUGUCAAAGAUCUUUGUGCCUAACAUGGCAUUGACAGUUCUUGAUCGAGCAAUUCAAACCCAUGGUGCCGGAGGCAUAUGCCAGGAUUUCCCUCUCGCAAGGAUCUGGGCUUACCUAAGGACGACGAGAAUAGCAGACGGCCCAGAUGAAGCUCACGUGGCGCAACUUGCACGACUCGAAUCCCGAGGAGCCAAGGAGUUGAUUAGCAAGAUCGAGCAACAGGAGAAGGCUACGGAGAGCUUGAUGGACUUGUAUAAGGAUUCCGCACGGCCACGGUUAUAGUUUGCUUUGUGGGCAAAGGAUCUGAUCCAUACUGGACAGGCCGAGUCUGCCAUGCUUCUAGAGCAUGGUGGUCAUCAUUUACAGUAGAUUCAGAGUGUAAAGCAGCUAGAAACGUACACAACCCCCCAACUAUUUCCGCAACGCAGCGAUUAAUGGA